This is a messenger RNA of Oldenlandia corymbosa var. corymbosa, 898 nucleotides long. The record is from the annotation of a GenBank genome assembly. Lineage: Eukaryota; Viridiplantae; Streptophyta; Magnoliopsida; Gentianales; Rubiaceae.
CAAAACCGUAAUAGGCUCCUCAAUUAUAGCCUGAUUAGAAAUCAAAACUGAUAGCCUACGAUUCAGAAAUUAAACUACCCUUAAUUUUAGCAAUAUAAUUAUUGUUUAACAAAGGCAGGGCCUUCAAAACCCAUAAAUCCCAUAAAUCACUCGACCAAAUUAUCUUUGCUUCAAAUUCAAAUCAAAGAUUCCAAAUUUAAACGGAGAAAUAUGAUCUUUUAGUUUCCGUCUAUUUCCCAUUUCAUAUAUUCCUUCUCUUCUACAACAUAAACCUAGGAUUAGUGACGGAGAAACUGUUCAACCCGGAUAGCCAAUAAUUUCGAUGGAAAAGUAGCCAAAAGAAGAAGAAGUGGCACCAGCGCCGACGAACUCAAUUAUUUCGACAUAGAAGCAGUCCUACAGAAACAAGAACGGCGACCGUACAUGAUAACGUCGCAGAUCUAAAGAAAUUACAAUUCCGAACAGUCUCAGAUAUGAAGAAAUUACAAAUAGCAACCAUCAUUCGAUACCGGAAACGGGGUGUUUGAAAAUCAAUCGAUAGUAGAAGUAUAUUCUAAAUUUACAAGCAAAAAUGUCGAAGCGAGGACGUGGAGGAUCUGCGGGUAACAAGUUCAAGAUGUCUCUGGGUCUUCCAGUGGCUGCGACGGUGAAUUGCGCCGACAACACCGGGGUAAAGAACCUUUACAUCAUUUCAGUGAAGGGAAUGAAGGGUAGGCUCAAUCGUCUCCCUUCUGAUUGCGUCAGUGACAUGGUUAUGGCCACCGUCAAGAAGGAUAAUGCUGGAGUGAUUGUUAAUCCCAAGGGAAAAAUGAAAGGUUCUGCAAUCAGUGGUGCCAUUGGAAAGGAGUGUGAUGAUCUUUGGCCUAGGAUUGUAAGUGCUGCCAAUGCGAUUGUUUAA